Molecule: messenger RNA, 3660 nt
Organism: Tupaia belangeri chinensis (Chinese tree shrew)
Lineage: Eukaryota; Metazoa; Chordata; Mammalia; Scandentia; Tupaiidae
Gene: MLLT10
Product: MLLT10 histone lysine methyltransferase DOT1L cofactor
Biological process (GO): regulation of transcription by RNA polymerase II
Cellular component (GO): nucleus
Molecular function (GO): nucleosome binding; histone binding
Source: RefSeq, a predicted model, not a curated record
UGGCAUUGUUCAAGUACCCACUGGACCAUGGUUUUGCAGAAAAUGUGAAUCUCAGGAGAGAGCAGCCAGAGUGAGAUGUGAACUGUGUCCUCAUAAGGAUGGAGCUUUAAAAAGAACAGAUAAUGGGGGUUGGGCUCAUGUGGUUUGUGCCCUGUAUAUUCCAGAGGUACAAUUUGCCAAUGUUUCUACAAUGGAACCAAUCGUUUUACAGUCUGUGCCACACGAUCGUUAUAAUAAGAAAGGUGAGCAUUAGGUCCAGGAAGGAAUUUGUGAACUUUAUUGGAGUGGAAGCUUGUAUUGUUCACAGUAAAAGAAGUACUCAUUUUAGAAAAUAUCCAUUGAAAAAGUACUUGACUUGCUACAUUUGUGAUGAACAAGGAAGAGAAAGCAAAGCAGCCACUGGAGCUUGUAUGACAUGUAAUAAGCAUGGAUGUCGACAGGCUUUCCAUGUAACAUGUGCUCAGUUUGCCGGGCUCCUUUGUGAAGAAGAAGGUAAUGGUGCAGAUAACGUCCAAUACUGUGGCUACUGUAAAUACCAUUUUAGUAAACUGAAAAAGAGCAAACGGGGAUCUAAUAGGUCAUAUGAUCAAAGUUUAAGUGAUUCUUCCUCUCACUCUCAGGAUAAACAUCAUGAGAAGGAGAAAAAAAAAUAUAAAGAAAAGGACAAACACAAACAAAAACAUAAGAAACAGCCAGAACCAUCCCCUGCAUUGGUUCCAUCCUUAACUGUUACUACAGAAAAAACUUACACAAGCACUAGCAACAACUCUAUAUCUGGAUCUUUGAAGCGUUUAGAAGAUACUACAGCACGAUUUACAAAUGCAAAUUUCCAGGAAGUUUCUGCACACACCUCUAGUGGAAAAGAUGUUUCAGAGGCUAGAGGGCCAGAAGGCAAAGGGAAGAAAUCUUCAGCUCACAGCUCAGGUCAAAGGGGAAGAAAGCCUGGUGGUGGAAGGAAUCCUGGAACGACUGUGUCAGCAGCUAGCCCAUUUCCUCAAGGCAGUUUUUCAGGAACUCCAGGCAGUGUAAAAUCAUCUUCUGGAAGUUCAGUCCAGUCUCCCCAGGAUUUCUUGAGCUUUACAGACUCAGAUCUGCGUAAUGACAGUUAUACUCAUUCCCAACAGUCAUCAUCAACCAAAGAUGUACAUAAAGGAGAGUCUGGAAGCCAGGAAGGGGGGUUGAAUAGUUUUAGUUCCUUAAUUGGUCUCCCUUCGACCUCAGCUAUUAUGUCACAGCCUAAAAGCUUUGAAAAUUCACCUGGAGAUUUGGGUAAUUCCAGCCUUCCUACAGCAGGAUAUAAGCGGGCUCAAACUUCUGGUAUAGAAGAAGAAACUGUAAAGGAAAAGAAAAGAAAAGGAAAUAAACAAAGUAAGCAUGGGCCUGGUAGACCCAAAGGAAAUAAAAAUCAAGAGAAUGUUUCUCAUCUCUCAGUUUCUUCUGCUUCACCAACAUCAUCUGUAGCAUCAGCUGCAGGAAGUGUAACAAGCUCUAGUCUUCAGAAAUCUCCUACAUUGCUCAGGAAUGGAAGUUUACAAAGUCUUAGUGUUGGUUCAUCUCCAGUUGGCUCAGAAAUUUCCAUGCAGUAUCGGCAUGAUGGAGCUUGUCCAACAACUACUUUCUCAGAGUUGCUGAAUGCAAUACACAAUGGUAUUUAUAACAGCAAUGAUGUAGCAGUAUCAUUUCCAAAUGUAGUAUCUGGCUCAGGAUCUAGUACUCCUGUCUCCAGUUCCCAUUUACCUCAGCAGUCUUCUGGGCAUUUGCAACAAGUGGGAGCACUCUCUCCCACAGCUGCAUCAUCAACCACUCCUGCUGUCACUACAACUCAGGCAAAUACCCUACCUGGAUCAUCUCUUAGCCAGCCACCAUCACAUAUGUAUGGCAGUAGAUUAAAUCCAAAUUCAUCAAUGGCAGCUCUUAUAGCCCAGUCUGAAAACAAUCAAACCGAUCAAGAUCUUGGAGACAAUACUCGCAGCCUGGCUGGCAGAGGAAGCUCACCCAGAGGAAGUCUUUCACCCCGGUCUCCUGUAAGCAGCUUACAGAUUCGCUAUGAUCAACCAGGCAACAGCAGUUUGGAAAAUCUGCCUCCAGUAGCAGCCAGCAUAGAACAGCUUUUGGAGAGGCAGUGGAGUGAAGGACAGCAAUUUUUAUUAGAACAGGGUACUCCUAGUGACAUUUUAGGAAUGCUGAAGUCAUUACACCAACUUCAAGUGGAAAAUCGAAGAUUAGAGGAGCAAAUUAAAAAUUUGACUGCCAAAAAGGAACGUCUUCAGUUAUUAAAUGCACAACUUUCAGUGCCUUUUCCAACAAUAACAACAAAUCCUAGCCCGUCUCAUCCAGUGCAUGCAUUUUCAGCACAGACUGCUCCUACUACUGAUUCCUUGAACAGCAGUAAGAGCCCUCAUAUAGGAAACAGUUUUUUACCUGAUAAUUCUCUUCCAGUAUUAAAUCAGGACUUGACCUCCAGUGGACAGAGCACCAGUAGUUCAUCAGCUCUUUCUACCCCACCUCCUGCUGGGCAGAGUCCAGCUCAGCAAGGCUCAGGAGUUAGUGGAGUGCCUGGUGUGACCGUGGGGGCACUAGGUAGCGGAAUGCAGACCGUAACACCCACCAUCCCUGCCGUGUCUGCAGUGGGUGGGAUAAUUGGAGCUUUGCCAGGUAGCCAGCUGGCAAUUAAUGGCAUUGUAGGAGCUUUAAAUGGGGUUAUUCAGACCCCUGUCACAAUAUCCCAGAACCCCACUCCCCUCACUCACACAACUGUACCACCUAAUGCAACACAUCCAAUGCCAGCCACACUGACGAACAGUGCCUCAGGACUAGGAUUACUUUCUGACCAGCAAAGACAAAUACUUAUUCAUCAACAGCAAUUUCAGCAGUUGUUAAAUUCUCAACAACUCACACCAGAACAGCAUCAAGCCUUUCUGUAUCAGUUAAUGCAGCAGCACCACCAGCAGCACCACCAGCCUGAACUACAGCAGCUGCAGAUCCCCGGGCCGACACAAAUACCGAUAAACAACCUUCUUGCAGGUACUCAGGCGCCCCCACUUCACACAGCCACCACCAACCCAUUUCUCAGCAUCCACGGAGACAGUGCAAGUCAGAAAGUAACAAGACUUAGUGAUAAAACUGGGCCUGUAGCUCAAGAGAAAAGUUGACCCUUGGAAAACAUCUAGAAGUCGCCGUCCUGCUGUCCCAGCCCCUCACCUGGCUGCUGUGGCGGUCCUGCCCCUCCCGCUGUGAAGAAACGCAACAAGAAACGAAACGAGCGGCAGAGGGCUCGUUGCCACAAGGACGUGCUUGUGAGGCUUGAACCUGCUGCUUCGUUGCACUGAGAUGGAAUGCCUGUACCCCCACACCCACAAUUUUUGAACUUUUAAAAAAAAUUUAGUAACUAAUGUUUGUCGAUGAAAAAAUUUACACGCAGUGAGUUUUAGCAACCCAAGAAAAGUUCAGUGUGGCUGAUGUACAGCUAGUUUGUUCUCAAUUGGAGAUGAAUAGCAAGACUCGAUCCAUUUACAAACAGUUGGAUUUUAUUGUACAAGUUGGAACAUGAAAUACGAUCUUGUUUGGGUUAUAUAGUAUGUUUGCUCUGUGAGCCAGAUCUUAAAAGCAAAUUUUGAGGAAAUUGUCCACUUCUCCUGGAGUUUUAUUGAUUAAAUAUUG